AUGCCACCCACCCGCCAGGCCUGUCACGCCGUCCGACGCGCCGUACUUUACCGUGCCACGACACCUACCCGGCCUACCUCCCUUCACCCACCAUACCGUCCCGAAGCAGGCCGCCGUGAACUUCGCUCGCUACACCAUCUCGGCCCUUGUCAUCUUGCGUCGUCGUCGUCGUCGUCGUCGCGAGGGCUGCCCGCAGUGCGAAGGAAAAGAAAGCGCCGCGACCCCGCGCGUCCUCUUUUGCAGCCAGCUCGCAUCUUUCAAGGGCCUUUGUUUCCCAGCCGUCGUGCCCACUGGUCUGCACCUCCGCGAACCCCCUCUGUUCACAGCAUACCUACCAGGGAGCCUCGACCAACUGCCCACCUGCCUCGCACCAGACCAGGCAGUCUCUCUUGA
Purpureocillium lilacinum is the source of this 393-nucleotide messenger RNA. NCBI's taxonomy places the organism in Eukaryota, Fungi, Ascomycota, Sordariomycetes, Hypocreales, Ophiocordycipitaceae. The record is from RefSeq and is a predicted model, not a curated record.